Molecule: messenger RNA, 921 nt
Organism: Medicago truncatula (barrel medic)
Lineage: Eukaryota; Viridiplantae; Streptophyta; Magnoliopsida; Fabales; Fabaceae
Product: general transcription factor 3C polypeptide 6
Exons: 5
Coding region: 281-679 (132 amino acids)
Biological process (GO): transcription by RNA polymerase III
Cellular component (GO): transcription factor TFIIIC complex
Source: RefSeq, a predicted model, not a curated record
UAAUUGUUGUGAACCGAACUUAACCAUUACAUCUCAAUUCAGUUCUCACUAUUCUGGAAAAUUUUCACACAAAAAUCAUGAACCAAACCCUUUUCUAAACCCUACUUUCAUUUCAAUUUCAAUCCAAUUCACCUCUUCUUCUCUGAUUCUCACUCAAUCGAAGCUAGCUCACAUGAACGGAACCGAAAUGUGACCUCAUUGAUUUUGCGAUUCUCACUCUUCUUCUUCUGGACUUUUCUGCGAUUCUCACUUUCACCUCUUCUGCGAUUCCUAAGGAAUUAUGGAGGCAAAUGCAACAUCAAAUGAUGAAGAUGAAUAUGUUUUGCUUGACUUGGAUGGUGUUUAUGGCCUAAUUGAUAUUCCACCAAAUGCUAACUAUGUUCUUAAAGGUCUUGAUACUUUAAACCCAAUAUUGAUCAUUGAUGACAAAUUUAAGCUGAUUGGAGAAUAUGAGGAGACUAUCGGAACAUGUAUCGCCUUUUCAGAACAACAUGCCCCAGUGGUUCAUAAAGAGACAGGACCAUCAGAAACGAACCUGUUUUCUGGAACAAGACUAAUUGAUUCAAGUCAACCUCCAACAAAGCAAGUCGAACCUGUGUGUCAGCUUCAUAAGGUUCUUAAGUUUAAGUUAUCACCUGAUUCGGCAAUUCAAUGUCGCACAGAUGAGGAGGCCAGUUGAAUUUCAAUGCUAUAUAAUAGUGACUGAGUACAGGUUAUAAUUUUGUUGAUCAAUCAUGUAGCAGUGGGUCAUUCAUGUUCUAAUAUGUACAAAGUAACCUUUUCCCCUCAAUAAGUCUUUUUUUUAAUAGGUCAAUGUUAGUAUUUUUUUUAAUUUUUGAAUAUUUAACUCCUCAACUUCUUUAAUCGUUUAAUUCAAACCAAUUGAGCUACCCGACCCAGAGGUAUUUGUUAUUUGGCAUU